CGGGCGCGGCGGGAGCGGGAUGCCGGGGCUGCGGCGGGGGUUCCAGCGAAGCCUCCUCAGCCAGCAGGCGUCGUGCAGCCCUCCUGAAGGCGGAUGCCUGAGUUGGGGAUCGGUCCCGCGUUGCUGCAGAGCUCUGACAGGCCGCUGGUAGCUGAAUUGUAUUUAUCGCCGGUUAUAAACUGUGCGAUUGCUUUCUGUCGUUUUGUCACUACGACUCCUUUUUUUCUUUUUUGUUUUCCCUCUGAGGUUCUGACUGAAUGAAAAAGACCCUCUCUACUGGGCUUUGUGUGUACAAUGGACCAAACCUAUUUGUGGGUAUCAGCACCGAGGAGCCUCAGCGUGGGAGGGAAGAGUUGCUUUCACAAGAACAUACACUGCUAUUACAGCUCGCUGUCCAUAACUCUAAUGCACGGGAAUGAGUGCAGCUGUUCUUCAGGCCAGCUAGAUUCCUUAGUGAUCCCAGAACACACCGGCUGUUAAUGCUGUUGUUGCCUCUCCAUAACCUUCCUUAUCCAGCUGGGAAGAGAAAACAGGAACUACAGAAGCAGUCCCGUGAUCUCCCUCAUUUUGCUGAGUGUUCAGCGUUCAUGUUGCUCAAUUGCGAGCAGUUCAUUUGUGACAUUGUUGCAGGUCCUGAUACUAAGAGCUGUUCAGUGUACUUAGUUUACCUAACACCAGGUUUGGAGUAAGACUGUUUUCUUCCCGGAUUUCAGAUGGCAAUUUGAAAAAAUAAUUCUGCUCCUCACCAGCACCGCUGGAAGCAAACAUCAUUCUCUGCUAUUGUUUCUCUUUCUCUCCCUCCUUAGAGAGAGCCAGUUGUGCUGAAGGGAAUGGAGCUGGGCCCUUGCACAACCAAAUGGACAGUAGAUUACCUGAGCGAAGCCGCAGGAUCUAAGGAAGUAAAGAUCCAUGUUUCUGCAGUACCACAGAUGGAUUUCCUCAAACUCUGCCUUUUGAUGUAUUUGUACGAAGGGCAGCUGAAGUCAAACACGAAGACUACUUUCUUUCUGAGGAUGCCAUAUGAUUUGAAGCCAACUGAAAUAGCUUCCAACAUCAAUGUUCUGAAGAAUGAUGAGAAGUACUAUUUGCGAUCAGUGGGUGAAGAUGUUAGGAAGGAUGUUGCAGAUAUCAGAAAACAGUUUCCUGGUUUGGCAGAAGAUGUUCAGAUUCCAGAGUAUUUUGAGAAGGAACAGUUUUUUUCUAGUGUCUUCCGCAUCAGCUCAGCAGGAUUACAGCUAUGGACCCAUUAUGAUGUAAUGGAUAACUUCUUAAUCCAAGUAACAGGAAGAAAACGAGUUGUUCUGUAUAGUCCUCGAGAUGUACCAUAUUUAUAUUUAUCAGGUACCAAAUCAGAGGUGCUAGAUAUUGAUAACCCAGACUUUGAGAAAUACCCACUUUUUGUGAAAGCCAAGCGCUAUCAAUGUUAUCUGGAAGCAGGAGACGUCUUAUUUAUUCCAGCUAUGUGGUUCCACAAUGUAAUUUCUGAGGAAUUUGGAGUGGCACUGAAUGUCUUCUGGAAACACCUUCCUGCUGAGUGCUAUGAUAAGAGUGACACUUACGGAAAUAAAGAUCCUACAGCAGCCUCUAGGGCUAUACAGAUCUUGGACAGGGCCUUGAAAACACUUGAAGAACUACCUGCAGAAUACAGGGAUUUCUAUGCUCGAAGAAUGGUGUUACGGAUCCAAGAAAAAGCCUAUACGAAUGAUUAUGGAUAAAAUAACACUUUGUAAGUCGCAGUCUCCUGUGGAAGUAGAGAACUAUGUGUUAAUACAGGAACUGUCUAUAUGUACACGAAUACUCUUUCUGUAAGGAUAAAAAGCAUUGCUGAUAAACUUUGUUAUACAUAACUGUUGACCUUGUAGGAUGUUUUCUUUUUCCUCAUGUGAUGUGCCCAAUCCCAUUUCUACAAUGAGGCACAUAUUUGCAGUGCAUGCACUUCUAAUUUUGAAAAUAUUUAUGUAUGUUCUCCUGAAAGGAAGUUUUGGUAUCUCGACAAAUCUAGCAGGAUGUAUGCUUAGAAAUAACUGCAUGUCUUCCUGAAUGCCUCCUUCUUUAUACUAAAGUUUAGGAAACCUGUAGAAAUUUAUAUGGGUUUCAAUAAAGACAUUGGUGGUAAUGAUGAUAGUUUCUCAGUCAGUCAGCCUGCGUGGAGAGCUUCUGCUCCCUCUUGUGGUGAAACUCCACAUAAUUUAGAGCAUAAUGUAAGACUGAGCUGGGAAUAGUGCAGCAGCUUGACCACAAGGUAGAUGAUGUAUCCCUUUCCAAGCUGAAUGAGACAUUAUGCAGGAAACUCUGUUGCAACCACAGUCACUGCCUCAUUGCACUUAGGCAGCACUUUCGCUUCUGCAGCUGUAAAAUACUUGCAACUAGCUUUCGCACAAAUCCAUCAAUCUACAGCAGAAAAAUCUGAAAUGAUCAUAAUGCUAGAGGAGAUACAGGAUCUGCUGGGAGCAGUAUAUGAGAAGCAUGUUACAAUAUGUAAGGAGGCUGCAGUGUAUCAUUUGCAGGUGAUAUUUUUGGCAGCCAAACAUACCUGUGCUUACAGAAGCCAUGUGGAAUGAAGGUGGACAUGUCACAGAAAGGGUUUCUAUUGCCCCUUUGAAAUCUCUGUUACUUGUGCAGUUCGGGGGAUGCAGUAUUUAUCUGACAUCCAGGUCAGUCUGUGACUUCCAGCAGUGGGGCUAUUUUCUGGAGAAUGGUAUCUUUUCAAAACCUCUUAGACUAGAUACGUAGGGCUAAUAAAGCACUGGGGAAAAAAAAAAAAAA
This is a messenger RNA of Meleagris gallopavo (turkey), 2766 nucleotides long. The record is from RefSeq and is a predicted model, not a curated record. Lineage: Eukaryota; Metazoa; Chordata; Aves; Galliformes; Phasianidae.